Molecule: messenger RNA, 1594 nt
Organism: Periophthalmus magnuspinnatus
Lineage: Eukaryota; Metazoa; Chordata; Actinopteri; Gobiiformes; Gobiidae
Gene: kcnk3b
Product: potassium channel, subfamily K, member 3b
Exons: 2
Coding region: 67-1209 (380 amino acids)
Biological process (GO): potassium ion transmembrane transport; stabilization of membrane potential
Cellular component (GO): membrane
Molecular function (GO): open rectifier potassium channel activity; potassium ion leak channel activity
Source: RefSeq, a predicted model, not a curated record
GAGUGAAGACAAGGUCGGGAAUAAAAGACGGACAAUAAAAACAGGCGUUUGAGGGUGUGUUUUAUCAUGAAGAGGCAAAACGCGCGGACUCUGGCUCUUAUAGUCAGCAUCCUCACCUACCUGGUGGUGGGAGCCGCGGUAUUUGAGACCCUCGAGUCCAAACAGGAGAAAAGUCACAAGCGGAGACUCGACGCGCGGAAAUACGAGCUGAUGCGUAAACUGAACUUAACCAAAGAAAACUUCGAGGAGCUGGAGUACGUGGUGCUGCAGCUAAAGCCGCACAAAGCCGGGGUCCAGUGGAAGUUCGCCGGCUCCUUCUACUUCGCCAUCACUGUGAUCACUACCAUAGGUUAUGGCCACGCUGCCCCCAGCACAGACUCAGGGAAAGUCUUCUGUAUGUUCUACGCUCUGCUGGGGAUCCCUCUCACCCUCGUCAUGUUUCAGAGUCUGGGUGAACGCAUCAACACAUUUGUCCGAUACCUUUUGCACCAAACCAAAAAGUGCCUGGGCAUGAGACGAACUGAGGUCUCUAUGGCUAACAUGGUAACAGUGGGCUUCUUCUCCUGCCUCAGCACCCUCUGCAUAGGCGCCAUCUUGUUUUCCCAAUCAGAGGGGUGGAGUUUUCUACAUGCUUUCUACUACUGCUUUAUCACACUGACCACGAUUGGAUUUGGAGAUUACGUAGCUCUUCAAAAGGAUGACGCUUUGCAAAAUGAUCCACGAUAUGUUGCAUUCUGCUUUGUCUACAUCCUCAUGGGGUUGACAGUGAUAGGGGCAUUUUUGAAUUUAGUUGUUUUGAGAUUUUUGACGAUGAAUAUGGAAGAUGAGAGGAGGGACGCGAAACAGAAAGCGCUGGUGACCAUAAAUAAACCAAGAGCAGAGGUGGCAAGACUUCUACCACUAUCCACAACCACCACACCUGUAGCAGAGACGAAAUCAAAAGAAUUAAAAGGUGUUUAUACUGAAGUUUUACAUUUCCAAACUAUAUGCUCCUGUCUUUGGUAUAGAAGCAAGGAGAAAUUGCAAAGCUCCUCAUCAAUGAUACCAGAACUGGCUAUUUCAGACCCUUAUCUUCAAACAGACAGUCACUACGUUGAACCAGGGACUACAGGCUGUGUGUGCUCGCCAAGACAAUGCACCAAUAUUAGCUCAAUAACAACAGGUUUCCUCUCUCCUUUUAGAGUUUUUAAGAGACGCAGCUCGGUGUAGCCUCCAUCCAAUGCAGCAGAUUGGACAACACAAUACAGCACUAUAUGCGGCCAUCUUGCCAAAAACUAUGACAGAAAUUUGGCAAGAAGAGCAAAGAGUGGGAGCGUUCGUGGUGCUAUAAACCCAAAAUUCAACAGGCGGACGUGGAGAGGGAGAGUGGCGUAAGCAGAAGAGUCCUACUCAUAUAAUGUAUGUUUGAUAACACAGACAUAGACGUUCAGAGUUGGUCUAAAACAGUUGACAUAUGUGUCCUCUUAAGAUGACUAAUAGGAUGAAAUGACGGCACUGGGGCAGCACAAGGUAUGACAAAUGUACGAUUUAUAAUUCAGCAAUUGCAUUUUACUUGCUGUCUCCAUGGAGAUGUUAUUACUUUGCUUAAAAUGUU